Molecule: messenger RNA, 447 nt
Organism: Atta colombica
Lineage: Eukaryota; Metazoa; Arthropoda; Insecta; Hymenoptera; Formicidae
Exons: 3
Coding region: 89-400 (103 amino acids)
Source: RefSeq, a predicted model, not a curated record
UGCCACCGUCGUCGCUGUCAUUCACUGGCUUUCACUUUUCCGUGGCGAUAUCUCGUAUCUUGAUCGCGCGAGAGAUACGGUCAGGAAAAUGGAACGGAAAUUGAUAAUGAUGUGGGAUGAUCGAAAUAUUUUAUUGGUAUUUUGCUUUUUCGUCAUGUUAAUCACCCUCACAUCGGCAUAUGAUCCAGAUGACAAGUCCCUAAAGGAUAUUCUCUUACCGGAAGGUCAGUUCGAGGCAUUUUAUCUGAAAGGUACGCAAGACGAGGAGCAAAACGCUGUGAGACCGCCCCAUCUUCAUGGAUCCUUCCAUCAAUAUCGAAAUCCUGCAUUGGUUGAUGCACCGAAUAGCGCCGCAUAUGGAUUUCGUUUCGACGGAAAACGCCGCUUUAACUUCAGUUAAACUUAUCAUAAACAGUUAAAAAAAAAGAAUAAAAGAAACAUUGAAUA